Molecule: messenger RNA, 1425 nt
Organism: Vespa crabro (European hornet)
Lineage: Eukaryota; Metazoa; Arthropoda; Insecta; Hymenoptera; Vespidae
Product: excitatory amino acid transporter 3-like
Exons: 7
Coding region: 87-1220 (377 amino acids)
Biological process (GO): L-glutamate transmembrane transport
Cellular component (GO): plasma membrane
Molecular function (GO): L-glutamate transmembrane transporter activity; glutamate:sodium symporter activity; neutral L-amino acid transmembrane transporter activity
Source: RefSeq, a predicted model, not a curated record
UUAGGACAAAGAGGUAAAUACAUAAUUUGAUCAAAUACAUAAAAUUCAUUUUUUACGUGCAUGGACUUAUAGGUCCUAUCGGGUUAAUGGCACUGUGCUAUUAUUCCGUGACAACCUCAAUAGGAAUAAUUCUAAGUGUUAUUUUGACACAAAGUAUAAGGCCAGGUAAAUUACUUAACAAUGAAAAUCUUACAUCAGAUUUGGCAUCUAAACAUUUUAUGACAAUUGAUACACUUUUGGACUUGUUACGUAAUUUAAUAUCAGACAAUUUAAUUAAAGCAUGUUUUAUGCAGUAUCAAACGGUUUUGAAAGAACCAGAAAAUACGACCAAAGUGCCUAUAAACCAAUGGGCUAUAACACAUCAAGAUAUACCAGGCACCGAUGUAAUUGGUUUGGUAUUUUUUAGCUUACUACUAGGUUUAGCAGCUGGCAAGUUGGGUGAAAAAAAUAGGCCUCUGUUAAAUGUUAUAGAUUCGUUUUCUCAAGUGAUGAUGAAUAUUAUGAAUUGGAUAAUCAUGAUUGCACCAAUUGGCACAUUCUUUCUUAUUCCUGGUAGAAUUUUAGAGAUGACAGAUUUUAGUUUAAUAUUUAAACAAUUAGGUGCUUAUAUAUUAACCGUUUUUAUCGGUCUGAUAUUACAAGGAUUUUUAAUAUUACCAAUUCUGUAUUUUCUACUUACACGUAGAUCUCCAUACAAAAUUAUAAUGAAAUUAGGUCCCGCCUUUGCAACAGCAUUUGGAACAUCAUCGAGUACAGCUACUGUCCCAGUAACGAUAAAAUGCUUACAAGAACUUGGUAUAGAUCCAAAAGUCCUGAAAUUUGUGGUACCGAUAGGUGCUACGAUAAAUAUGGACGGAAUAGCAUUAUAUGAAACUGUUGGGGCAAUAUUUAUUAUUCAGAUGCGAGGAUUAAAUUUUUCAUUAUUUAAAAUAAUAGCCAUCAGUAUUACAUGCACUAUCUCGUGCAUUGGUGCAGCUGGAUUGCCCAGCGGUGGAUACAUGAUGUUAAUAAUGGUAUUAAAUUCUAUUGGAGUCCCUGUAGAUGAUAUCGCAUUAAUUAUUGCUAUUGAUUGUUUUGUGGAUCGAUUCAGGACAACUAUAAAUAUUAUUUCCGACGCUUUCGCAUCUGGUAUAAUAUCUUAUUUACUUAAAAAUAAAUACAAGCAAUACAGUAAUACGAUGUCUGCGAAAACGCAAUCGUUGACCGAUGGAGUAAAAUAAUAUAUUUCGAUAGAAAUAUGAAAGAAAUAGGUCAAGUUAUUCAUCAAUUCUUUCCGGGAUGUGGUAAAAUAUUGUUAUUAUCAUUAUUUCUCGUAAAUGUUUUACUUCAAGGCAAUCUUUAUAAAUUGAAAUAUUUACGUCCGAAAAGAAUUUCGAUUCUAUUUACUUAUGAAAAAUUUCCUCAAUAAAACCAGAAUUUAGAACA